AUGUUGUUUAAGUCCCACAUAUCACUCAUGGAAACGAGAAAUUAGACAAUAUUAAAGUAUUAACAUUGCCUUUAAUAAUGAAGUGACUUACAUGGACAAGCAAAUGCAAUUAUUUGACGAUUUUCUAAUUUGUUUUUGUUUAAAACCGUUUGAAUACAUAAACAAUUGUUUUAUUUAACAUACGUUAACGAUGUCAUUAAGCAAUAAAAGCAGCAGCAUAAGCGAAAAAGAUAUCGACGAUGAAGAUAUGUUGGCACCCACCAAACUAUCAACAAAUCUUGUUGUUCGAGUAAAUCAAGAUUCCGAUGACAACUUGCAAGCCUUAUUCGACAGUGUAUUGAAUCCAGGUGACGCAAAGCUCCCAUUGCAGCUCCCAUUUCGUAUGCGUAAGCUUCCGAAUUCGUUUUUCAAUCCUCCUGCUCCCCUACAUUCUCGAGCAAAUAGUGCUGAUUCCACAUACGAUGGCUCUCAAACUAAUAUCAACAAGACUGUGCAGUCAGAAUUGCAGUCGCCCCUCUCACAGAAUCAGCAGCCAUCACAGAGUCGCCUUACAAUACAUCACUUUCGGGCAAGGAGCAGUCCAGCAUCUCUUCAGCAGAACUAUAAUGUGCGUUCAAGGAACGAAACAAGCGGAGUUGGAAACAGUGGAAACAAUCAGGGUCCAGGUCCUGCAUACCCCGAUAACAGUGUGGACUUUACCAAUAGUACGGCAAACAAUAUCGAUUUAGAUGUAAUCAAUACUUGCAUGGGACAAGGACAGGAGAAUCCAAUAUCAACACAAACCAUACAUAAAAAGCAGAGAUCAUAUGACGUUGUCAGUCCAAUUCAAUUGCAAAGUCAACUGGGAGCAUUGCCGCCGGGCUGGGAGCAAGCAAAAACAAAUGAUGGACAGAUUUAUUAUUUGAAUCAUACAACAAAAACUACGCAAUGGGAAGAUCCUAGAAUCCAGUUUCGCCAACAACAACGCGCUAUUGCUGAAAGGAUAAAGCCAAAUGAUAUAUUACAAAAUACAAAACAAACUAGCGCACCGACUAUUGCUAGCCACAUUGGCCCACUACCCGAUGGUUGGGAACAAGCUGUUACUGAGUCUGGAGACAUAUAUUUUAUAAAUCAUAUCGAUCGAACAACUUCGUGGAACGAUCCGAGAAUUCAAACUGGACUUAGUGGACUAGACUGCCCCGAUAAUUUAGUAUCGUCCCUUCAGAUUGGAGAUAAUAUUUGCAGCAAUAUUUUUAAUGAUGCCCAAACUAUCAUUACACCGUCUUCCCACAAACCUGAUGAUUUGGAAUGGUAUAAAAUAAAUUAAUACAUUUUUAUGUGUAAACCAUUUAAUUAGAUAUUAAAGUUUUAUAUUUUGUAUUAAAAAAUAAAUAUUUUUGCAUAUAUUUAA
Molecule: messenger RNA, 1390 nt
Organism: Drosophila innubila
Lineage: Eukaryota; Metazoa; Arthropoda; Insecta; Diptera; Drosophilidae
Gene: yki
Product: transcriptional coactivator yorkie
Exons: 5
Coding region: 191-1306 (371 amino acids)
Biological process (GO): hippo signaling; positive regulation of transcription by RNA polymerase II
Cellular component (GO): cytoplasm; nucleus
Molecular function (GO): protein binding; transcription coactivator activity
Source: RefSeq, a predicted model, not a curated record